Seminavis robusta is the source of this 6546-nucleotide messenger RNA. NCBI's taxonomy places the organism in Eukaryota, Bacillariophyta, Bacillariophyceae, Naviculales, Naviculaceae. The record is from the annotation of a GenBank genome assembly.
AGGCUCUAUUGCUCGCUCCAACUCCAACUAUAGCGAGGCGGAACCAUCUUUCCCGUCGCUGGAUCUUCGAUUCUGGUGUCAUUCGAGAUUUCGACUCCGAUGCUCUUUUUAUGAUCAAUGAGGUUGGGUUGUUCCGGUGGUAGCUCUUCAGCUGUUCCGUGAAGCACGAGAACCGGUCGCAACAACAUUGCCUCAAAGUCGGAUUGAUCACCAAUCGAAGCAACAUCACGUUGGCUUCCUUCCUGUUGUAUAGUAGCUAGCUAGGGGGUUUGCUUUGCUGUGCUUGACUGCGCCAACAGUGCUAUCAUGUUGGAUCAAGAGGAGCAGCGGCAGCAGUAUUAUCGCGUACAGCGACGACGCAAUGACGAAUUCGUCGAUGCUUCCCAGCAACAGCAGAAGAAAGGGAUGAAUCAGUAUAUGAAGAAAAAAAUCUCCAAGAGCCACAUGCAAGUCAUCGAUAGUGAAUCAUCUUCCGGUCUCCAUCGUCAUCCCCCGCCGCAGGCGCCAAAGAGACAUUCAACUCGUCGAAUUCCGAUCUCGAACGACAGCAAUGUUAGCUAUCCCAGCCGUUCUCUCCUAGAUGAUGCCAGUAGUGGUCGUACUUCGGCAGAGCAAUCCCACAAUUACAGUGUGCAACAAUCAAAGCGACACGGUGAAGACAGCAAUGAGUCAACGGCGUCCCGUACAGGUGAUCGCACCAAUUCCACAGGCACCAGUGUUGUCAGCAGCGCCGUCAGUGGCCGUGCCUCCAACAUGAGUGCUUCCAACAAUACUGAUACUUCCAACCAGCCUAUUGGCAGCAAUGGAUCCUUCACCACCAAUGCCAGCAGCGAACUAUGUUUGCCACUUCCCGUAUCUAGAAUGCCUCAUGUCAAGAAAAUAUUCGGACGGGAAGACGAGCUCGAAGCCUUGCAAAAGCAACUAGACCAAGGAGCGACCAUGACCUGUAUUAAUGGAACGGGGGGUGCAGGGAAAUCACAUUUAGCAAUUCAUGCCUGCAGGGAAUGGCUCGAAGAAAGACCUCUUUCACGAUUUGUUAUAUGGAUCAAUGCCGCCACGGAAUGGACCUUGCGGAUCAGUUACUUGGAGGCUUUGCAACAAGUUUUGAUGGGGAAGGUCAAGGCGGAGGACGAUGAUGGUGCAGAUCGAGGGGAAAUCAUUAUCGUCGCCGAACUGUUGCACAGACAACUUGAACAGCAGAGGAGGAAAGAACUAGCCAAAGAAGCCGCAAGGGAGCAACGACGACUUCGACAAAACAACAACGUUAGCGCCGCUACUAGUACAGGCAGCCGACCCAGCAGCAAACAGAGCACCAACAUGAACUCUGCCUGCCCUGUCUUCUCUCAUGACACGGAAGAUCUUGAUGGCGACGAUGCGACUUCUGCAAUGACACCCAGUGGCUACGACGACUCGCUGGAUGUCAAGGUCAUGGAUACCAAGACAUUGGCAAACUUGUUGUGGGAUUCCUUGCUGCAAGGGGUGUCGCAAGCAUAUCAAUGGAUUGUGGUUGUUCAAAACGUUCCGGGUGGCAUGGGAGGAGUCAAGGGAGCUCAAGGACUGAAACCCUUCUUCUUCCCGACGGCUAGUACCCCAGUCGAAGAAUGGAUGCAAGGGCGCAUUCUUUUCACGACACGCCAUCAGGAUUUUAAAGGGAAAACGUGCUUGGGGCCUAUUCACUCGCUACGAGUGGGUCGGUUGGAGGAAGAAGCCGCAGUUUGCAUGCUUGUAGCCAACACUGUCUUUGAUGGGGAUUGGGAAAUGGGGCGCAAGAACUUGGAUUCCAAGCGAAAGGACGAAAUAUUUGAGGACGCGAAGAGGGUUGCGUACAAGAUGGUCGGUCCACAUUAUUUGGAUGGCUCGCCCCUGAUGAUUGCAACCGCUGCCGGGCAUAUCGUCAGCACACAAGUUACGUUGAGGGAUUACUAUGCAUUGCUGAAGCGUCACGUUGCGACCGUGUUGGAGGCUCGAGGUUACGGUAAAGGCAAAGUCCAAAGCAGUAUGAAAAGGGAAGCCUCCAUGUCCGUGUGCUUGGAACAAGCCAUAGACAACGCAAAUCAUAAAGGCUUGACAGACAUUUUGUCUUCGGCGGCCUUCUUAUGCGCUGACAACAUCCCGUUGCAUCUUCUUGGUGGCGAUGAAGAACGCGUUCAGUCUCUAUGCGACUUGAACUUACUCACGCAAGUCGGAAAGGAUACUUACGCGAUUCAUCGCAUCCAUCAACGAACCGCCGUGGACGCUAUCAUUGCCGUUGCAAAAAGCACCAAUGGAUCUGGCAGCUCGGCCUAUGGCAAAGGCAUCAAUGAUUCUUUGGGCUGUGAUUCAGGGCAAUCUGCGAAAGAAGAGUUCCUUUGCGCUCCUGAUCAUGCUGUCCGAGCGUUACGUUCUGCCAUGUCGAACUUUGUUGCCGAAAACGCUUCUACAUGGGGACGCGCUCGCUCCUGUAUUCCGCAUGUCGAAGCCAUUCGCAUUCAUCAUGACCUGCUUCACGGAAAAAAGGAACUCCCACCGAGCUUCAAUCACAAUUUCUAUGCUGAAAUCAUCAGCAACAGCGCAUCAGUAAUGCAGUGGGCAUUGAAAGAUAGGCCUGCGGCCUUCUCAAUGUUCUCAGAAGCUUUAAGGCUUCAGCGUCGCCUGUUCCGCUUGGUCCCUUCAGAUGACAUUAUCAGCACAACCAACAGUUCGAAUGGGAAAACAGACCUGGCUGCUGGUCUGUCCAAGACUUUGGCGUCGCUAGGGAAUUUGUCAGAAGCAGCUGAAGUUGCCCUCAAGUAUUACAAAGAGGCAUUGGAUGUCUUCCUCCAGGCUUUUGGAGACGACACCAAGUCCAUCGAGCUGAUGUCGCUUUACAUUCUGCUCGCUGGCACUGAAGAGAAGCUUGAGCACAGCGACGCUGCGUAUGAUUUAUACAAGCAGGGGCUUGAGUUAUACUUCACCAUCUAUGGACAUAAUCAGAAUAUCUAUGCCGACGACCAAAAGCUCUUCCUGGCCGAAACAUUGCAGAAGAUUGGCACUCUUUCUCAUCAUCAAAUGCAACGACACGCAGAGGCGGAGCUCUAUUUAGAGGGUACCGUGAGUUUGCUCCGGCAUGUCUUUGAAGGAACCAACGAAAGGAGGGAAGAUCUUGCAGAUGCUCUUGAAACUCUAGGGAGCAUAUGUCAUGCUCAAGGUCAAAUUGAGGAUGCAAGGCGACACUACAAGAAUGCACUAAAAUUGAAGAAUUCAAUUCAGGGCGACCGAAGAGACCUUGACAUCGGCAACAGAUACAACUUGAGCAAUGACAGUAACGAAGAUGCCGGAGUCGCGAGAAGUCAAGAUGACACAACGAGCAAUGCAAGUGGUUCGGAAAUUGGUUCAGGAGUACGUCUUCAGACUCUAAAGAACGACAAUGAUGAGGAUGUUUUCGACUUAGAGUUGGUUCAGGUCAGCAGCCAAGACCGCCAUCGCAUGACUGCUGUAAGAGACGUGAAGCUAGCCAAAACGCUUCAUAGACUUGGUGUUUUGGCAUGGAAUCUUGGCAGCUUGAAACAAGCAGAAGAUUACUUUGAGAAGGCGCUGGCAUUGCAGCAGAGUGGUUAUGGUACUGAAGCAAAGAACGAAGACCUCGCAAUAACUCUCUUUUCCCUUGGAGGGCUGUGCAAUGAUCUACACAACAACCAAGUGAAGGCAUGCGCUUACUACCGAAAAGCUUUGGACUGCUACUAUUUUGUGUAUGGUGAAGAUGCCCAAAACGAAAGCAUCGCCCAGCUUCUACAUGCACUUGGUCAGUCGUCACAAGUGCUGAAAAAACCAACGGAAGCCAAGGCUUACUUGAAAAAGGCGCUGGCCAUGAAAUACAUCGUGUACGGUGGAGAUGACAAGAUCAACGCAGACUUGAUGGCGACAUUGAUGGAUCUCGGGAAAGUAUCACGGGACCUCCAAGACAAUGAAGAUGCAAUUUUCUACUACAGGUCAGCCUUGAUGGGACUCUAUUUCAUCCAUGGCAGAGACUCCUACAGCACAGAGAUAGCCUCGACCUUGACGCAACUAGGUGGGCUCUCCUACAACUCUGGGCUCCUUGAUGAUGCCAAGGAUUACUUCGAGAAAUGCCUCCAUAUGAAAUACCACUUGUACGGGCACGAUGCGGUCAACGAUGACAUUGCAUCUACCCUCAACAAUCUUGGAAGUCUGAACGCGAGACUCAAGAACUACGAAGAAGGCUUCAGAUACUACGAGCAAGCUCUCCAGCAAUACAACCUCAUCAAUGAACAAGACGGUGACGACGACAACAAGGAUGACAUUGAUAGCCACCGAGCACGUACUCUUCACAACUUGGGCCUGCUCUCAUUCAAUUUGAAGCAGUUUGAUGCCGCCGAACGAUACUAUGCAGAUUCACUCAAGAUCAAGAGCGAAGUGUUCAAGGAUGUGGAAGAUUCGCCUGAGCUCGCACUGACUCUGACGAAGCUUAGCAGCGUGGAAACCAAACGAGGAAAGUUUGAGGCGGCAAAGUACUACCAGGAUCAAGCCCUGAAGAGGUCACCCACCUUUCUUGAAACUCACCAAAACCUCAUAAACAAAUCCUUGCUGCCGGCGACGGCAGAAGAGGCUGCGGCAUUGAUGACUCUGAUCCCCAACCAUAUCAGCCCGGAGACUGAAAACAUGCUGAAAGGAUUGGAUUUCUGGAAGCACCAAGAAGACGAGGUCAGGGAACAGGCUUCGAAGCAGUGUUGGAUUCCUUUUAAGAACAGUGCACUCAAGAGGAAGAGACCGAGACUUCGCCUGAAGAAGCUCCUUGGGCGUCGCUCUAGUAGUAGAAAUGCAUCUGAAGCAGGUUCAGAAGGCAGGCCAGCCAACUUGCAAGAAGCAGAUCAUGUCCCUUGAGUACUCACCUCUUUCGCUGCUUCACAAUGCCUACUCUCACUACAGUACUUCAAUGGCAAGGUCAUGAGACCGCGGACUGGAUGAGGCACAAUGAAUGCUUGGCUGGUCUGGCAUUGGAGUCUUUCUCCAAGCACACCUACUCACCAAACAAAGCUGGAUAUGGGACAUCAUCGUAGCUAGCUAACUAGUGUCUGCUUUCAAUAUGCCCACCUUCCCAAUCAACAUCCUUGCUCGUCCAUCAUUUUACUCACUGUUACUUUUCCACCACCACUAAAUAGGGCUCUAAAUAGUCUGGCUAGGUAGAUGUGCAACCAACCCCGCCAAUAGAGCCCUCACAACUCACAACCACAGCCAGGCAGCACACUGAAUGCCCCCGAUCUGGCAUUGAAGUCUUCCAAGCAAACUGCUGCUGCUUUCUCUUGAUCGUCUUGGAUAGGGGACUACAGCGUACUAGCUAGCACCUUCCCCAGCACUGAAUAUCCUCGCUCGUCACUCAUUUUACUCACUUACUUUUCCACCAUGGUGAAAACGAACUCAAUAGGUAGAGGUACCAGCUACGAGCUCUGCCGGUAGAGCCCUCGCAACCACGCCGUCUUGGCAUCGGAACAGUGAUCGCAUUAUCGCAUUAUUUCAGGCCACCGUGGUUGUCAUUGCUCUCGCAAAGGUACUAGCUAGCUAGUAUCCCCUCCCUCAUUGGUCAACGACCCGACGCACCAUCUAAGAAGCAGACCGAAAGCAAGACUCUCGUUCUUCCCUUACAGGCUCCUCUUCCUCGCAGCUCGCAGCACACGAAAGAUCUACCAGGUUGCACGAGGGGAAGCGAUGUCAGGCUCGUGCAAGACCUUGGCCCUACCAGCACAAAGCUACGACGAUGCAGUUCCUCGCAUUGGUAACUGUUUCUGGUGACCCUCGCGACGACGUGGCCGUUUCAGACGAAGAAAGCCCACCUCCUCCUACUAGCUAGCUGGCCAGAUCUGCAAUCCUGCAAUCCUUUUCGGUUGGAAAGGAUCGCUCAAGAUCGACAGGAAUUACUAGUAGUUUAAUUAAUUUGCUUGCGCCACAGUCCACAUGUUCCAUGGAGCCUGUCCCGCUUUCGCAUCCCCAGGUAUUUUCUGCUCCGGUAUCUUCUUGACCAUUACGGGUUGCUCAGGAGCUUGGCGUUGCAAAAACGGAAACAAGCAUCAUCUGUGAUGAGAGCGAUCCAGAAUCCUCCCUCUGGAACAAACAGCCGGGUCGUCUUCGUCAUUGCUGGUUUUGGUUUGCGGUUUGCUGGUGUGGGGGACUACACGUGUAGACGUGUAGACAGCUACGAGUACUCGAGUAAGCUUCUUCCAAUUAAUUAAGCCUCUUCCAAGACCACCAUCUUGUCUUGGUGUGUGACUGAAAGAUUCAAAAGAGAACAGUCUUGGAGCUUCUUGGUGGAGCAAAGUGUUAACAGUAUUCGGAGUAACUACAUUAAAGGGCUUUAAUUAAGUUACAUGUACACUAAAUAAUUACCUAAGCAGUGAGUAACAUUAAGUAAAGUAACCGCGUCAAAGGUUCAUGAAGAAGACUGCCUUUCCAAGUUGAAGUGAACAGCUGGAUAUUCGGAGUUCAAGAAUGACCUAAAGCGUGGUAAAUACGAGUAAUAAAUAAUUCAUCAGAGUUCACGUCUUCAGUUCUCUACAUUGAAUUUUUUGACCCUUUCAG